Drosophila nasuta is the source of this 1133-nucleotide messenger RNA. RefSeq names its product transmembrane protease serine 9. NCBI's taxonomy places the organism in Eukaryota, Metazoa, Arthropoda, Insecta, Diptera, Drosophilidae. The coding region runs from base 194 to 1051 and encodes 285 amino acids. The record is from RefSeq and is a predicted model, not a curated record. The transcript has 4 exons. Gene Ontology annotation, molecular function: serine-type endopeptidase activity. Gene Ontology annotation, biological process: proteolysis.
GAACGUUUUUUGCUAAUCCGCAUAGAACACACAGAAACCGCAGCAGAGCAGCAGCACAGUAAAUAAGUCAGUGGAACAAACGCUGCGACCCAUAUAUAAAUUAAUUGGCACACAGAAUAUUUGUGACAGUUCGUCGUAUGCUUUCGCAACGGCAAAAGCUUCAAUAGGUUCAAAACAAAAAGCAAAACCAAAUAUGUGGAAAUUAAUCAACAUUGUUGUUGCCUGCUCUAUCCUCAUACAAUGCGCGCAGGCGCAAAUUGCGUUUACUGGUCUGCCUUGCACCGUGCGAAAUCCUAAGAUUGUCGGCGGCAGCGAAGCCGAGCGCAAUGAAAUGCCCUUCAUGGUGAGUUUAAUGCGACGUGGUGGCCACUUUUGUGGCGGCACUAUUAUAAAUGAACGCUGGAUUCUGACCGCCGGCCACUGCAUCUGCAAUGGGCUGCAAAAGUUCAUGAAACCGGCGCAGAUUCAAGGCGUUGUUGGGUUGCACAGUAUACGCGAAUAUCUCAAUGGCAUUGGCAGCGGUCCGGAUGCGUUGCGUGUGGAUUUCAAGAACAUUGUGCCGCAUCCGCAAUACGAUUGCAAUAAUGUGAAGAAUGAUAUUGCACUGCUGGAGUUGGUGCAACCAAUUAGUUUUACGGCUCACAUUCAACCCAGUUGUGUGAGCUCGGAGAAGGAGCAGCGCAGCUUGGAACAGGAAUUCGCCACCGUGUCCGGAUGGGGCUGGACGCAUGAGAAUCAGGCGGUGGGCGAUCGAGCCGAUGUGCUGCGUAAAGCCACCGUUAAGAUCUGGAACAAUGAGGCCUGCGAGCGUUCCUAUCGUGCGCAGGGCAAAUCCAAUAGCAUUAGCGACACUCAACUGUGUGCGGGCUAUGAAAAUGGUCAAAUUGACUCAUGUUGGGCGGACUCCGGUGGCCCUUUGAUGUCCAAGGAGCACCAUUUGCUCGGCGUUGUCUCCACUGGCAUUGGCUGCGCUCGUCCUGGUUUGCCGGGUAUUUAUACGCGUGUUAGCAAAUACGUGGACUGGAUGCAGAACGUGAUAAAUAAGCGAUAAUAGCAAGUAGAAUGCUGUUGCUUAACCAAAUGUGAUUUAACUGUGAUAUUUAGUUUUUAGAAUACAAUUAAAUGUUUCACCA